UACAUUGGGCUAGAGAGGUAGCACAAGCCUGUCAAUUUCCCCUCUGUUUCAAGCCUCGAAUAUUUAAAUCACCUCUCAACUGAGGAAAAAUUACGUCACAUUAAAUAGCAAGGCAUGUUGCCUGAUCGCUUUGUGAGCCGCUAUGUGGUCUGAGUAAAGUAAACAAUCGGACUCGAUUAAUAAACCUGCGCUCGCACGCGCUUCACAUGCAAACCCGGAAGUGACGGUGAUUUUGUGUACAGUGCGGUUGUCGUCUACCGAAAGUCGGAUUUUAAAGUUCAUUGAUAACAAAAUCGGACGCGUUUGAGACGCAUGCAGCGCGUUGUGUCAUGAUUCCCAUAUCGGUUGUGGUGGUUGUGAUGGGCGGCUGGUGUACGGUGUAUCUCACGGACACAAUACUGCGGUCGUCCGGUUCAUUGAAGAACCGCUAUGAAUCCUGGUUGUCCUCCAAUGGAUUCACUCUCUCCCCUUUCCACAUCAAAUGGCACACGAGCAUCUUUAACAGGCUGUUUACCAGAUGUGCUCAUCUUAACCCUCGUUUUCUCUAUAUUUGGUUCAGUGCUGGAAUGGUGUUUGGGGUUCUGGCGAUGUUUGGGUCUGUGGUUUUGCUGAGCCAAACUUUGCUGCAGACUCUGAGACAAAUGAUGGCAGAAACACCUCAGGGUUCACACGAGCAGGUCUUACAAGUGGUGGUGCCUGGUGUGAACCUGCCCGUCAGUCAGUUGGCAUAUUUUUUCAUCGCUAUCUUGAUCAGUGGAGUCAUACAUGAGUUUGGCCAUGGGGUGGCAGCACUGAGGGAGCAGGUGAGGUUAAAUGGGUUCGGCAUGUUUAUGUUUGUGGUUUACCCUGGUGCAUUCGUGGACCUCUUUACCACCCACCUGAACCUCAUCACUCCAGUCCAGCAGAUGAGGAUAUUCUGUGCAGGUGUGUGGCACAACUUCAUGCUCUGUGUUGCGGCCCUCAGCUUUCUUUUCCUGUUGCCUGUCUUCCUGUUUCCCUUUUACUACACCGGUACAGGAGCACUGGUCACUGAGGUGAUGGAUGGGUCUCCCUCAAGUGGACCUCGUGGGCUGUUUUUAGGCGAUUUGAUUACUCGUUUGGAGGACUGUCCUGUAAUAGGUGUACAGGACUGGGAUGAAUGUAUUCAACAUCUAUCCCAUAAUCCUCAGACGGGCUACUGUGUCCACACUGCCAAGCUUCAGCAUAGCAGGAGCACAGGGAGAGCAUACAAGAGACUUGAUGGCACCAUGGAGUGCUGUGGAAAUAACAGCCUGUCCGACCUCUGCUUCUCUUACAGUAACAAUGUGGAAAGCAAACUGUUUGCCUGCCUGCCGGUCAGAAAAACCAUCGAAGCGAGUCGCACAUGUCGUACCAACACGGACUGUCAAACAGACUUCACCCCCAGCUUGUGUUUAAUCCCAUCUCUGGAGAACCAAACCAGACUGAUCCGGGUCAAACAUCCGCCGCAGACCGACAUGCUUUUCGUUGGCUACCCUUCACACCUACAGUACUCGGUGAGUCUCACCAACUUUGUCCCUCGUUUGGGGUUUCUCCAUCCAGACCUGCCCGUCAUGCUGGAAACUUUCUGCAAAUAUCUGAUUUCAUUAUCCGGUGCUCUGGCGGUAGUUAACGCUGUCCCAUGCUUUGCCCUGGACGGUCAGUGGAUGCUCACCGCUUUUCUGGAGGCAACGCUGAGCUCUGUGAUCCCCGAGAGGAACAACCGAGAGCUGAUUGGUUUCUUUUUUCUGCUGGGGGGCAGCGCCCUUCUUGCAGCCAACGUGGCACUGGGCCUAUGGAUGGUCACGGCACGGUAACGGACAGCUGCGUCCUCCAAUCAGAGUAUUUGGAGGAAGUGUUUACUGAAGAACUAACUUGAACUGAUGGACUGGGUGUGUCAUACCUUGGAGAUUAUUUCCAAGCCAACAUCGCUGCUGGGUCUGAAUUGCUAAGUUAGAAACGAGCGGUAAAAAAUGAGGCUGCAUGCUUUGACACCAUGACCUCAGGGUAGCACCAAUAGUGCCCACUUACAUGCAUAUAAAGCAUGUUGUGUCUGAUUUGUCAUCGCACUAAAUCAACAUCUAACAAAAUAUGGCUGCGAUUUUUUUGAAAUAGCUACUUUAUUGACCAAAGGAAGGACGUUUGGGUAUAACAGCAUCUGCAAACCAUAUAAAAAUGUAAAUGAACAAGAAGUGUUACCUGAAAUGAAAAUAAUACACACCUAUAUACAUAACUUACGCUUGAUAUACAGACUGUACACACAAAAAAAUAAAAUACUACUGCAGUAUUAUUGGAUAGGAAGUAAAGUGGCUUAGUUUGUUGACUCUACAAUACUGUAUAAUGUUUCCUCCAAUGGCAUGGCAUGAGACAUUUGUGCUCUAAUGUCCAAUACCAUCUUAUUUGCAGCAGAUUCUGUUUGAAUACUGUGAAUUUUUUUCUUUCUUCAUUUAUAAUAUCAGCACUGCAGACUUCAAAUAAGCUUAAAUGAUCCCAAAAACCGCUAGGCUUGGUUACGCGACUGCACUAAAGUAGGAUUUAUUUGUACUAUUUUGUAUGUUUUUAAAGUACUUUUUAUUUCGUAUGUCUGAUGUCCUUCCUGAACCAUUGUACAGUUUAUAAAGGGAAUUUGCUUAAACCUUUCUGUGUCGUUGGAUUAUUU
Paramisgurnus dabryanus is the source of this 2656-nucleotide messenger RNA. RefSeq names its product membrane-bound transcription factor peptidase, site 2 (gene mbtps2). The record is from RefSeq and is a predicted model, not a curated record. Gene Ontology annotation, molecular function: metalloendopeptidase activity; protein binding. Gene Ontology annotation, cellular component: cytoplasm; membrane. Lineage: Eukaryota; Metazoa; Chordata; Actinopteri; Cypriniformes; Cobitidae. Gene Ontology annotation, biological process: membrane protein intracellular domain proteolysis; regulation of response to endoplasmic reticulum stress.